Molecule: messenger RNA, 1988 nt
Organism: Mytilus californianus (California mussel)
Lineage: Eukaryota; Metazoa; Mollusca; Bivalvia; Mytilida; Mytilidae
Product: nuclear pore complex-interacting protein family member B3-like
Exons: 10
Coding region: 251-1138 (295 amino acids)
Source: RefSeq, a predicted model, not a curated record
UCUACUAUAAAUGGUGAUGUCAUCUAUUAGUGUGAUGGUAUUUCUAAACAAAACUUGGCAGGAAAAGCCGUGUGUGUGAUAAAUUCGUUUCGGGGGUUAGUAGCAAACCAUAUAACUUAUAGUAUCAGGAGGGACAUCUAUGACAGACAAAAUGUAAUUCAAGGUUUAUUAAAAUGCAAUUUCAGAAAUAAAAUGGAAGGAAAUAAUCACUAAUAAAAGUCUAUUAUAAGUAUAUGUAUCUGCUUUAGCCAUGUCUGAUAAGGUGAAGUUUCCCAAAAUCAGAAUUCUGUUGGAAGUAAUGGUAUUUAUGUCUGAUAAGGUGAAGUUUCCCAAAACCAGAAUUCUGUUGGAAGUAAUGGUAUUUAUGUCUGAUAAGGUGAAGUUUCCCAAAACCAGAAUUCUGUUGGAAGUAAUGGUAUUUAUGUCUGAUAAGGUGAAGUUUCCCAAAACCAGAAUUCUGUUGGAAGUAAUGGUAUUUAUGUCUGAUAAGGUGAAGCUUCCCAAAAACAGAAUUCUGUUGGAAGUAAUGGUAUUUAUGUCUGAUAAGGUGAAGCUUCCCAAAACCAGAAUUCUGUUGAAAGUAAUGGUAUUUAUGUCUGAUAAGGUGAAGCUUCCCAAAACCAGAAUUCUGUUGAAAGUAAUGGUAUUUAUGUCUGAUAAGGUGAAGCUUCCCAAAACCAGAAUUCUGUUGAAAGUAAUGGUAUUUAUGUCUGAUAAGGUGAAGCUUCCCAAAACCAGAAUUCUGUUGAAAGUAAUGGUAUUUAUGUCUGAUAAGGUGAAGCUUCCCAAAACCAGAAUUCUGUUGAAAGUAAUGGUAUUUAUGUCUGAUAAGGUGAAGCUUCCCAAAACCAGAAUUCUGUUGAAAGUAAUGGUAUUUAUGUCUGAUAAGGUGAAGCUUCCCAAAACCAGAAUUCUGUUGAAAGUAAUGGUAUUUAUGUCUGAUAAGGUGAAGUUCCCCGAAACCAGAAUUCUGUUGAAAGUAAUGGUAUUUAUGUCUGAUAACGUGAAGUUUCCCAAAACCAGAAUUCUGUUGAAAGUAAUGGUAUUUAUGUCUGAUAACGUGAAGUUUCCCAAAACCAGAAUUCUCUUGGGAAGUAAUGGUAUUUAUUAUCAAUACAAAUAUAAUCAGUUUGGUUAAAAAUGCCCAUAAAUACAGAAGUGUUUAUUCUUUCCCCUUGUUCAUCUUGCUGAAGUUAAAAGAGUUCACUCCAUAAAUGUGACAAUGGCAUGAAAAUAUGAUCAUAUUUUAAACAAAAAGUCAUAUAAUCAUACAUAAGUGCAACCUUAAACCCACAAGCUUUCAUAACCUUUGACGUUAAGCAAUCUAAUAAAACAGGCAACCACUUCACCAUUAUUUUUGUUGUAUGGAAGAAUAGGUUUGGCAAAAACUGAGAAAACAUGGAUAAAUAAGAACUAUGAUAAGAGCUGCAUUCAUUUAAUUAAUUUUCAGUAAAACAUUGUGAGUUAUACAUGUACCUUGUUCAUUCUUAUAUCAAAAAAAAGAUAAAUAUUUCAACUUUUUCUUUAAUUUGAGAGACCUACUCAUUAUACAGUAGCUGAGUAAUGAUAGCAAACUGGGUUUUUAUUACAUUUAUUAUUGUUAUGAAGGGCCAUAACUCCCUAAUUAUUAUAAGCAACAGUGAAUUUGUCAAUACCAAACUUGACCUCCAUUUUCCAUCAGUGACAACAUAUUAAAUUUGAAAGGCAUUGGUUGAAUUGUUUUCAACUUCUUGCAUGGAAAUGAAUUAAAAUGCCAUUUUUCAAUUAAUCAAGGACCAUAACUACAUAUUACAAAAUUUAAAAAGCAUUUAAUUUGAUUGAAUCAUUUCAUCAGUUAACACCUAGAAACAGCUGUUGACUUGCCCACCCACUGUCAAGCCCCAAACCAAAAACUCAAAUUCCAUUGGAAAUCCUGGUUAAAAAAGUAACACCCCCAUCCUUCAAAAAAAAAAUGAAAAAAAAUUGAGAGAAAAUGCUGUUGAAAAUUG